AUUUUCACAGCCUAGCCUAGCCUGAGGUCUCUCUCUUUCUCUUUUCUUUUCAUGGAAGAUGAAUCAGAAUCCAACCCCAACAGGGAUCACAUCUUGGAUUGGUUGGAAGGAUCAGUGCAAUUUCUUCCAUCCUUCAUGGAAUUAGAUCCUAGCAACAACAUGAUCAUGUCCCACUUGGAUGACGACCCUGACUCCUCCUGGUGGCUCAACGCAUGCCAAGAUCUCGAUCAAGAUUUGUUAGUCAACAACAACAUCAAGAGUAGUACUAAUAAUUCCACCACCACUGUCACCGCCACCUCAGCUUCCAGCAACACACCCGUCACCUCCACCUCGUCAGCUGCUGAUGCUCAUGUCAUCCAGUUGCCUCCCACCACCACCACCAACAACAACAACAACAACAUGAUCAGUAGCCAUGAUCUAAUAUCCAAAAAGCGCAAGUCUGAGAGGAAGAAGAAGAACGACGCUAAUAAGGCAUCGGAUGAUCAAGAAUAUUUAAUGGACAAGGGCGCCCCAACAGCUAAGAAACCUGGUGCUUCUUCUUAUAGGAGAAGAACAGCCAAAGCGGCUGCGGCAUCUGGGGCGGAUGGAAGCUGUGGUGGCAGAGAAGGGAGAUGGGCAGAGCAGCUACUGAACCCGUGUGCAUCUGCCAUCACUAGCUGGAAUCCAACACGUGUGCAACAUCUUAUUUAUGUCCUUCACGAGCUUGCCUCUCCCACAGGCGACGCUAACCACCGCCUGGCUGCUCACGGCCUCCGGGCUCUAAUCCAACACUUGUCUCCCCGUUCACCGCCUCCUCUUUCCAUGGGGCCCCUUGGGUCCUCCUUUUCCUCCACCGAACCUCAGGUAUUCCAGAAAUCAAUCAUGAGGUUCGACGAAGUUAGUCCCUGGUUUGGAUUUCCCAACAAGAUUGCCAACUCCUCAAUCCUUCAAAUCUUAUCUGAGAACAACAACAAAUCGCGGGAUCUACAUAUUCUUGAUAUUGGCGUCUCUCAUGGAGUUCAAUGGCCCACCUUUCUAGAGUCAUUGACUCGCCACCCGGGUGGUCCUCCGCCUCUUGUCCGCCUAACUAUUCUCAUUGGCGGUGGUGGUGACCACAACGACAAUGACAAUAUUGUCCCGUUUGCGGUGGCUCCCAUGGGACACAAUUACUCAUCCCGUCUGCUCGGUUUUGCCAAGUCUUUGAAGAUUAACCUGCAGAUCAAUCGGAUUGAAAACCAGGCAUUACACAAUCUAAAUACCCAACUCAUCAAUUUAAAGCCCGAAGAUCAAGAGACCUUGAUAGUCUGCGCUCAAUUCAGGCUCCAUUAUCUCAACCACGCAAACCCAGAUGCCAGAACAGAGUUCCUCAAACUGUUGAGGAAUUUGGAACCAAAAGGCCUCAUCCUCAACGAGAACAACAUGGACUGCACCUGCAGCAACUGCUGUGGGGGGGAUUUUGCUGCCGCAUUCUCCAGGAAGGCGGAGUAUCUAUGGAGCUUCCUGGAUUCCACAAGUGCCGCAUUCAAGGGGCGGGAGACGGAAGAAAGGAAAGUGAUGGAGGGAGAGGCAGCAAAGGCAUUGACCGGCUCCCACCAGAUGAACCAACGGAAAGAUAAAUGGUGCGAGAGAACAAGGAGAGCCGGCUUUGUGGGGAAGCCAUUCACGGAAGACACCAUUGACGAAGCUAGAGCUCUGCUUAGGAAGUACGACAGUAACUGGGAGAUGAAACUGGACAACGACAAAGACGGAUGCGUGGGCUUAUGCUGGAAAGGACACCGUGUUUCCUUUUGUUCUCUAUGGACUACUACUUCUCCUUCACCAAAUCAUCAAACUCCUCUAUAAAAGUGUUUUCUUUUCUCUUCUGAGAACAUGCUUUAUUCCCUCCUCCAGGAAAUCCGUGUGCUAGCUAAAUCUUUUCUCUGUAUAUCUUUUCAAAGUGAGAAAAUAAAAUGAGUCAAGUAUUAUAUAUGUA
Impatiens glandulifera is the source of this 1951-nucleotide messenger RNA. RefSeq names its product protein NODULATION SIGNALING PATHWAY 1. The record is from RefSeq and is a predicted model, not a curated record. The coding region runs from base 52 to 1821 and encodes 589 amino acids. Gene Ontology annotation, biological process: regulation of DNA-templated transcription. The transcript has a single exon. Gene Ontology annotation, cellular component: nucleus. Gene Ontology annotation, molecular function: DNA-binding transcription factor activity; sequence-specific DNA binding. Lineage: Eukaryota; Viridiplantae; Streptophyta; Magnoliopsida; Ericales; Balsaminaceae.